GACUCCGCCUCGGGCGAUCUCCUUCUAAUCUUGAUAUUAUCUAUUCUUCGAGCGAGCCAUUGCCCGAAGAACGUUUGAAGCCAUGAUAGCAGUGCCUCGGUCCGUGAGCGUUGUGGUGUGCCCUUGAUCCGAGCCUAUGUUUUGGCCAUGGCCUGGGAUGUCGUGGCUGAGUGAAAGAUGCCGUUCCCUGCUAUCAAGUAAACUCUCCUCCCCUAUCGAGAUAAGCUAUACGCGGAGCGUUAUGCUCAUUAGCUUUUAACGGCCCGUAUGCCCUGAGGAAAAGGGUGGAGACAAGGCAAUUGAUGAAACGACUCCUCUUUUUGUAGCAAUACUGGAUCACUGAGUACGUGUGUUACAGCUUGUGCGACUGUGUGGGGUCAUUGUUAGAGUAUACAACAUACACACCAGGCCUCUAUCCUAGAACAACAUGGCAGGCGAACGCGACAUGGUAGUCGUCGGCGCCGGCUGGUUCGGUCUCGCCGCUGCAAAAGCCUACAUCGAACUGCACCCGGACGAGGACAUCCAAGUCCUCGAAUCCGCCGCGACAUGCGGCGGCACAUGGGGUCGCGACCGCCUCUAUCCAGGCCUCAAAAGCAACAACCUGCACGGCACAUACGAGUAUCCCGACUACCCGAUGAGCGAAGCCCUCUACGGCGUCGCACCCGGCCAACACAUCCCAGGCGCCGUCCUCCACGCCUAUCUCACCGACUACGCAAAGAAGUUCGGCGUCUACAAACGCACGCAGUUCAACACAAAGGUCACCUCGCUCGCGCCCUCUGCCGCCGGCGGCUGGACCAUCACCACAACCUCCGACACGAAAGGCCCGGAGACCAUCCAGACGAAGAAAAUCAUCCUCGCGACGGGGCUUACGUCGACGCCCAAUUUCCCGACGUAUCCGGGCGUGGAAGCGCUCAAUGUGCCAAUUUUUCAUGCUAAAGACUUUUGCAUCAAUGGCGACACCACCAAAACUGCGAAGCACGCGGUUGUGAUAGGAGGUGCGAAAUCUGCAUAUGACGUUGCGUACGCCUAUGUCGACGCCGGCGCUACCGUCGACCUCGUCAUCCGGCCCUCUGGCAACGGACCCGUAUGGAUCUCGCAUCCGUGGGUGAUGGGCGGCAAGAAGCGGCUCGAGAAGCUGCUGCAUAUCAGAUGGAUGUCAUGGUUCAGCCCUUGUCCAUGGGAAGGCGAAGACGGGUUUUCGUGGCCACGGCGAUUCCUGCACGGCACGCGUGUAGGCCGAUUCAUCGUGGACAAGUUCUGGGCUGCGCUGGCGGCGGAUGUGGUAGAGUUGAACGGGUACAACUCGCAUGAGGAGACGAAGAAACUGUUGCCGUGGAAUACGACGUUCUGGAUUGGAAGCGGGCUGAGUAUUCAUAACUACGAUCAGAAUUUCUUUGAUAUGAUUAAAGAUGGAAGAAUAAGGGUGCACAUCGCGGAUGUCGAGAGGCUCUCGGAUCAUACAGUACAUCUAACAACGGGCGAGACUUGCGCGGCUGAUGUAGUUGUGUGUUCGACGGGGUGGAAGAAGGAGCCGAGCUUCAGCUUCAGCGGCUUUGGGACAACAGGUAUCGGCUUGCCACUGCCACUAGAAGACCAAAAGAAGCUGGCAGCACAGGCCGAUAAGGAUAUUCUGACAAUGUUCCCCAGGCUUGCAAAUCAGCCGAAGUUGAACUUCACUCCGAAGAACGAUCCUUUCCGCCUUUACCGCUUCAUCGUUCCCCCGGCGCGGAUCAAGGACCGCAAUAUUGCGUUUGCUGGGCUUGUCUCGUCUGUUAGCACGGCCAUCUGUGCAGCUACACAAGGGCUGUGGAUUUCUGCAUUCCUGGACGGAAGAUUGGAUAGGCUGGCUAGCUCGGAUGAAGAAGUUACAAAGGAGGUCAUGCUGCAUACGCAAUGGGGCAAGUGGAGAUAUCCGACUGGGUAUGGUGCCAGUUUGCCCGAUUUUGUGUUUGAUGCGAUUCCGUAUGUGGACCUGAUGCUGAAUGAUCUGGGGUUGAAGGUACGUAGGAAGGGAGGGUGGUUCAAGGAAAUUACGGAGCCGUAUGGGCCGGAGGACUAUGUCGAUCUGGUUGAUGAGUGGAGUGCGGCGCAUAUCAAGAGCGGGUAAAUGUUUGAUGAGCGAGUCGAAAGAUUGGAUUUUCUGUCCCC
This is a messenger RNA of Pseudovirgaria hyperparasitica, 2148 nucleotides long. Its product is annotated as putative dimethylaniline monooxygenase. The record is from RefSeq and is a predicted model, not a curated record. The transcript has 2 exons. Bases 428 to 2107 code for a protein of 559 amino acids. Gene Ontology annotation, molecular function: NADP binding; flavin adenine dinucleotide binding; N,N-dimethylaniline monooxygenase activity. NCBI's taxonomy places the organism in Eukaryota, Fungi, Ascomycota, Dothideomycetes, Acrospermales, Acrospermaceae.